ACGCGGACGGCGGCGGCCGGAGGUCGGGGCUGUGUUGUGGGUAGAGGGGCUUGGCUCGGGCGGGUGCGUUCCGGGUGCUGCGCUGUUCCCUCGCUCUUCCCUCUGCCGGGGUGGGGGGCGAGGGUGCGGUCCCCUGUGGCGGCGGUUCCCGGGGCGCCGGCACGAGAAUGGACUCCCGCGGCUCCCCCGGGAAGUUCGCUCCCGGCCGCUGAACCCGCCCGCAGCCCCCCGAGAGGUUCGAGCGGCUCCGUGUUCCCGGGGAGGAGGAGAGCGGGGCAAGGGCCGCCCUUCUUUCCCCGCGGGCAGCAUGGACCAGAGCGUCGUGGAGCACCCGGUGACCCUCAUCAUCAAGGCCCCCAACCAGAAAUACACCGAUCAGACUAUCAGCUGCUUUCUGGAGUGGACUGUGGGCAAGCUGAAGACUCACCUCUCCAAGGUGUACCCCAGCAAGCCGUCUACAAAGGAUCAGAGACUGGUGUAUUCUGGCAGACUGCUUCCUGAUCAUCUGCAGCUGAAAGAUGUUCUCAGAAAACAAGAUGAGUAUCAUAUGGUUCAUCUGGUAUGUACUUCCCGGACACCCCCAAGUUCUCCAAAACCCAGCACCAGUAGAGAAGGUCACGGAGCUUCAACCUCCAGCAGUAGCUCAAAUUUAGACCGUUCUGGAUCAACUGCUGCCUCACCCACAAACCAAGAAGCUUCAUCUACAUCUUUGAACACUAGUGCAGAUGGAGUGAGGCAUCGUAAUCUUCCACAAGCACAAAGCAAUCCCACACCAAGCCACCAGUUCCCUUAUUUAAUGCAAGGCAAUAUAGGCAACCAGUUUCCAGGCCAAGGUGUUCCUGCUGGAUUUUCUCUGUAUCCUUCAUUCAGUCCCUUACAGAUGAUAUGGUGGCAACAGAUGUAUGUACGUCAGUACUACAUGCAAUACCAAGCUGCUGUUUCAGCCCAAGUGACUUCCAGCACGGAGCCGGCAAGAUCUGCGGUUGCCCAGGCUGUCAAUUCGGAACGUGCUCCUGCAAAUGAGCCCGCAGCAGUGCCAAAUGUAGCCGUUCAGGAGAACAGACCUGUAAACCCAAAUGUUCAGAUGAAUGCACAGGGUGGCCCAGUAGUGAAUGAAGAGGACUUCAAUCGGGACUGGCUGGACUGGAUGUACACGUUCUCUAGAGCAGCAAUUCUUCUGAGCAUUGUAUACUUCUAUUCUUCUUUCAGUCGAUUUGUCAUGGUAAUGGGAGCCAUGCUGCUGGUUUAUUUACACCAAGCUGGAUGGUUUCCCUUUAGGCAAGAGGGAGGCCAACAACAGGCAGCCAAUAAUGCAGAAGUGAACCGUGAUGGGCAACAUGCAAAUAACCCUGAUCUCGAAGAGAUGGAGCGACUUAUGGAUGAUGGGAUUGAUGAAGACAGUGGAGAAGAUGCAAGUGAAGAUGGCAAUACAGAGCAGCAGCCUGGAUUCAUGGCUUCUGCUUGGUCCUUUAUCACAACCUUCUUCACAUCACUCAUCCCUGAAGGGCCUCCACAGGAAGACGUGAUAUGACAGAUAACCUACAUUUAGAGGAGUCCAUGUAUGUAAUAGCAAGACUGUGCCGACAUGUGCAGUGGCUUCAUGAUGUGUUAAUAAAAAGACACACCAGAAACAGA
Lepidothrix coronata (blue-crowned manakin) is the source of this 1635-nucleotide messenger RNA. It is a transcript of the gene HERPUD2, whose product is annotated as HERPUD family member 2. The transcript has 9 exons. Gene Ontology annotation, molecular function: protein binding. Lineage: Eukaryota; Metazoa; Chordata; Aves; Passeriformes; Pipridae. The coding region runs from base 308 to 1531 and encodes 407 amino acids. The record is from RefSeq and is a predicted model, not a curated record. Gene Ontology annotation, biological process: endoplasmic reticulum unfolded protein response.